CGCCCCGUAACGCAAAGGACCGAAAUUUCUCGAAGUCUUAGUUCUCCCAAAAAAAAGGGAAUUCAAGAAAACUUAACUAAAAAGCUGCAUUUUUUCACGGCCACAAAACCCAAAACACAGAUAGCUGUGAUCCGGUGAAUUCUCACGUUCUGUGUUGUUGCCAGAACAGCCAAGUUUGUGAUACCAAAUAACCAGUUCAAAGUGUUGUUAACUGCGUCGUAGAUCGCUCGUAAUUUGCUCUCGAUUUCAUUAUUUUACAAAAACCCCUUUUACUGAAAAAUGACGCGUGGAAACCAGCGUGAGCUUGCCCGAUUGAAGAACCAAAAGAAGAACGGUGAUAAACCAAAGCAACGGGAGGACGGGCUGACUCACGAACAGCGAAAACAACGAGAUGCCGAUAUAAUGCGACAAAAGCAACUUAAAAAAGAGGGAGCCGCACAAGGUGGCCAGGCGGUCAAGAGUUAAUGUUCAUCCGGUGCCAGCAAUUGAGUAAUGGACAGGCGAAACCGUAGCUGCACACUUACCAACGUACCACACUUGCAGAAAAAGCGAUCCUUCGAUAGUUUUCAGCAAUCCCACGCUUACCUUCGGAUGUCAUAAUAGUUUACUUGCUAUCUUAUCCCUUGACCACUCUUUCCUUUGGCGUUGCCACUGGCCAUUUCAACUGCGGAGCUUCAACCGUUUUUGAGGCACCUAAAAUCGUAUUUACAAUUAAGGUUUAAUAAUUCAUAAAUCCACAUUUAAAACAA
Messenger RNA from Anopheles darlingi, 749 nucleotides. Its product is annotated as putative SERF-like protein. The record is from RefSeq and is a predicted model, not a curated record. The transcript is spliced from 3 exons. The coding region runs from base 280 to 465 and encodes 61 amino acids. NCBI's taxonomy places the organism in Eukaryota, Metazoa, Arthropoda, Insecta, Diptera, Culicidae.